AUGAUCAGCACCUUCAUUACUCCGUCCCAUGAAUGGGAGAACCACUGGGUAGUCAUCACCGCAAUCGCCGGCUAUACAGCACUGGUCUGGCUUCUCCGACACCGUCGCAUGAAGCAGAUCCAGGCGCCCUUCAGUUCCGGAAAAAGACAGCUAUCGUCCAUGACAGUCAAGGAAUCGUACGAAAUUAUCGAGCAGCUCCAGACCCUCGAAUUCCCAUAUGCAUUUUCCAAGGGUCGGCGGAUGGCUUUGUUAAAGGCUGGAGGAAUCCCAAGCAUGUCGAAGUUAUUCGCCGUUACGGGCCAGAACAACAAGCGCAAUGCCGGGAGACGCGCAGUCGACACCGAGAUCCUACUGCGCGAGGCCCAGUCCAAGCCGCGCGAUUCUGACCGAUACGCAGCGGCUGUGGCGAGAAUGAAUUAUCUACACUCACGCUAUCGCCGUGCCGGUAAAAUCACCGACCCCGACCUCCUGCACACCCUAGGGGAUGGCCUGGCAGAGAUCCUCAAUGUCGUUUCUCGAGAGGAAUGGCGUGAGUUCACAGACGUUGAAAAGUGCGCACUGGGCGUGUUCCAUCGCCACCUAGGCGAAGACAUGGGCAUCCCAUUCGACCCGCUCCCUUCAGCAUCAGAAGGCUGGACCGAUGGAGUGCAUUUUGGCAAAGAACUGGUAGACUGGACAGUCCGCUACGAAGAGGAAGUUGCGAAGCCGGUGGCGACAAAUGACCAGUAUGUCAGGGUUUAUGUUGAUUCGGCGCUCUCGUCGCUUCCGGGGGUUUUGAGGACGACUGUGCGGAAGGUGUUGGGAUAUGCUUUGGAUGAUGUGAUGCGGACGAGUUUGUGUAUUGAGAAACCCGGUCCGAUAUUCUGCUUCGUGCUGGGUUUUAUCCAGGAAGCGCGGAAACUGUUACUUCGAUACCUGGCACUGCCACGCCCGUCGUUUCUUGCUGUCAAACCAGUACAUGAUAAAGCAAACCCUGAGACGAAAUUAUAUAAUUUCGAGAGAAAGGGCCUACAGCCAUGGUAUAUGAAGGCCAGCUUUGCGUCUAAAUGGGGACCUGCCGCGUUGCUGGUCAAAGCUUUCGGGGGGAGGGUGCCUGGUGCACAGGGAGACCGAUAUAUAUCUCAGGGAUACGAUCUGAUGACUAUUGGUCCUGAACCGCAGAAAGGAAAAGGAAUUGAAGAGAUGGAGGUGGAUAUUGAGGCUAUCAAGGCAAAGGGUGUGGCUACCUGUCCGUUUUCUCAAGCGAAGUCUGGGGCUUUUAAUUAG
This is a messenger RNA of Aspergillus versicolor CBS 583.65, 1266 nucleotides long. RefSeq lists its product as uncharacterized. Gene Ontology annotation, molecular function: oxidoreductase activity. The record is from RefSeq and is a predicted model, not a curated record. NCBI's taxonomy places the organism in Eukaryota, Fungi, Ascomycota, Eurotiomycetes, Eurotiales, Aspergillaceae. The transcript has 4 exons. The coding region runs from base 1 to 1266 and encodes 421 amino acids.